Fopius arisanus is the source of this 3358-nucleotide messenger RNA. RefSeq names its product titin. The record is from RefSeq and is a predicted model, not a curated record. The coding region runs from base 147 to 2615 and encodes 822 amino acids. The transcript has 11 exons. Lineage: Eukaryota; Metazoa; Arthropoda; Insecta; Hymenoptera; Braconidae.
AUGUAGAGGAGUUGGAUCGCGUACCAAAAGUUUGUCUCGUUGAUUUUCAAGACAGAACCGUACGAACUUCCACCGCGGCAACAUCAGCUGUUCAAAGCGGCAUAACUUGGAUUUAUUUUUUUUAUCAAUACCUCAACGAAGCGAAAAUGGUUUACGAAAGCGAUUUCUAUACGACCCGACGACCCUACACCCGCCCUAUUUCUUCUCACUACACCAUCACGGCACUGAAUCAUCUGCCCCACACAAUUCCAUAUGUUGGACACAAGAGGCUCGUCCAUGUGAUUCAUACACCUUAUCCAGUUAUUCAUUACACUCGACAAGUGCCAGUACCGAUUAGGAUUUACUCACGAGUACGACCGAGUGUAAUUGCUGCUGAACUCCAGAGGAUAAGGGACUUGCCUAGACCCUCCAGCGUCUCAUAUGUCUCGAGGUACCUCAACUCCAGGGACAACAUCCUGUUCGAUGAUGAAGCGAGAGAAAUUCGCGCCAGGGCGGAUUCACUUCUGCGUAAAAUUCACGUCUUCGUACCGAGACCGUUAUCCAGUGAUUUCGCAGAAGUAAUCGUGCCAGAACGAAUGCGCAGUGAUGACUACAUCAGACGUCUUCUCCAAGGGCGGAACAGUGCAAAAAAAGAGGACGAGUCCCCGAAUUGGUAUGACACACCAGCUCAUAGGGAAUUUGGAAGCGGUCAUCUGGCUGCUGUCAGCUACACCGGGGGCAAACCCCAUUCCAGGAGGAGACCCUAUUACAAAGUUGCGGAUUUGCGAGCGGCCGAUGUCCAAAGUGAUGUCAAUCUGCUGAGUUAUUACGCGAAAAAUCGACAGGCAGCUGCCAGUGCCUACCCCGAUCCUCCGCUCACCGAAAGGGAGCUCAGAAAGGCCCGAGCACUGGCCGAAGAGUUCAUCGCAUCAGCAGCACCAAGAGCGUCACCAGAUCCAGAGCCGGUGUGCAAACCAAAUUUGGGAAAAGCCUAUCAGCUACAAGAGGUCAAACAAUCAGUCGUGAAGAAAGAACAAGAAGAAAUCCAGGAAGAGAAGCCAGAAGUUAAAGAGAAGAAAGUGCGAUCUGCUAGACGGAAAUCUGCUAAAGCAGAAAAAAUUGUGGAACCAGAGCCAGAACCGGUGGAGGAAGCAUCAGCUACUCCAGAACCUCAACCGGAACCUGUUGAGGAAGUAGUUGCCAUCCCAGAACCAGAACCUCUGCAAGAGGAAGUGAACGUUGUAAAUUCAGAACCAGAACCAAUUCCAGUUCAACCAGAACUACAACCAGAAUCAGAAAUAAUUCCAGUUGAAUCAGAACCAGAACCAGAACCCCUUCCAGCCGAAUCAGAAUCAGAACCAGUUCCAGCUGAAUCAGAACCAGAACCAGUUCCAGCUCAAUCAGAAUCAGAACCAGUUCCAGCUGAAUCAGAACCAGAACCCCUUCCAGCUGAAUCAGAACCAGAACCCCUUCCAGCUGAAUCAGAACCAGAACCAGUUCCAACAGAAUUAGAACCAGAGCAGCAAGUUCUAGCUGAAACUGAACCAGAGCCUCAGGUCGCUGAACCUGAAGCAGAACCACAAGUAGAAGAACCAUCAGAAGUUAGAACCCACACCCCUGAAGUGUUCCCUGAAGAAUCAGUCGAACCAGAAGUGCAACAGCUUGAAGAACCUGUAGUUAUAGAGUCUGACGAAUCCCCUCGAGUCCAGGAGGAAGCAGAGAUCCCUGAACCUCAAACAGAUGUACCUGAAGAAAUUCAAAGACCAAAAGAAGCAGAAACUCCAGCUGAUCUGGAGGCUGGGGAGGAAGAAAGGGAAGGGGCUGUUGAUGCUCCACAGAUGCCGGAUUUGGAGGGUGAUCCAGCUGAGGAUGUUGAAGAUGUUGAGGAAGUGGAGGUCGAUGAUUACUGGGGAAGUGCCGAGGACAAACAGGAAACCGACGAUGAGGUGCUCCAACGAAAGCUCGACGAGGAAGAAUUGAGAAGGCAAGUGGAGGAGCUUAAAAGGCAAGCUGAAGAAGAAAAAAGGAGGCAAGCCGAACAGGCCAGAUUGGCUGAGGAAAGGUGGAAAGCGGAAAUUGAAGAGCGCGAGAGAUUGGAGAGAGAAGCGCGUGCUGCACGUCUCCGGGAAAUUGAAGAGCAGGAGAAAGCGGAGGCAGAGAGAAUUGCUGAAGAGGAGAGACUAGAAGCCGAGAGGACACGCGAUGCUAGAAUUGCUGAGGAGCAAAGACGUGCUGCGGAACUCGAGGAGAUCAUCGCCAGGGAAGAGGAGGAGCGUUACGCCAUUGAAAGGGCAUCCGAAGAGGCGCGCAAGAGACAGGAUAUUGAGGAAAAACUUGCGGAAAUCGCACUAUCAGCACCUGAUGAUUCAGCGGCUCAUCGCUCCUCAUCAACGGACUGUCAUUGCCAUGACAACACCAAGUCCCAGGAUCAUGAGGAGAGACCUGACAGUCCUGACGCCGAUGAUGACACACAUGUUGAAGAAGAAACAAAUUGUCUGUCGACGGAUCACGAUGACUUGAGCGAUUGUCAUCCGUAUGAUGGGGAACACGAGGGCUUCAAUAGUGUUCCAGUCCUGGAAGUACCUGUCGACCACACCCCUAAGAUCGAAGAAAUCACAGAUGAUGAGGAUGCGUAAUAAAGUCAACACCAGUCUCUCUUUUCUAUUUUAGCUGAAUCGUUCAUCGAUUUAUGCCAUCAAUUUCAGAAGAUCAGAGACAGAGACAGAGGCAGAUCAGCACUCGGGAGAUGCAUCAAAGUGAAUACUUUAAAUAUUCAACUCUACAAAUUCGUAUCUGAAUAUUCCUUUCAAUUAAAUUAGUUUGAAACCCGGGAAAUAGAGAAUGCACUAGAGAGUCAGCACAACGACCCAAAAUAUCUCUGGAUCUAGCGGAGAUAGCCCAUUUUUUGUUAUAAUCUUUUUUGUAGGUCUUAAUCAAUUCUGUGAAAAAGGUAAUAACCAUGAUUAUGCUAUCGGGCUUGAGUUCUGAGAUAUUCAUCAAAAACUCACCAGUGAAAAUUUAAAUUUGAGCUUUUUUUUCCUGAAAUCCAAAAAUUUGAAAAUUGUCUAGUGUUCAUUUUUGAUUAACUGUUUCCAAAUCAUUCGUUUGCAUAAUAGUGUGGAACAACAAUUACAAGUCGAUUUAUUAUUUAUGUAAUUUUUUAUUACACAGACUACUGAUUAAUCGAGGCCUUCGAUUUUUUUCAGUUGAAGUUACGAAUUUUUUCUAACAGAUUGUAUAAAAUAAUACGAUAGGACAAUUAUUGUUUAGAUAAUUAAGGGAUUAAUCUACGUUUGUAUUGCGUUAUCAAUAUUCACGGUUAUUUAUUCAUAUUUUUUAAUGUAGGCGGUCUUGAUUAAUAAAGGAUUAAUUCAGAUGA